Molecule: messenger RNA, 1869 nt
Organism: Mycotypha africana
Lineage: Eukaryota; Fungi; Mucoromycota; Mucoromycetes; Mucorales; Mycotyphaceae
Product: phosphatase 2A regulatory B subunit-domain-containing protein
Exons: 8
Coding region: 1-1869 (622 amino acids)
Biological process (GO): signal transduction
Cellular component (GO): protein phosphatase type 2A complex
Molecular function (GO): protein phosphatase regulator activity
Source: RefSeq, a predicted model, not a curated record
AUGCUUCCAAUGCAGAGCUUGCAGCAAGACUUCUACAAAGACCGAUCGUUUUUGUGCCGCCGAUUACGACAUCAGAUUCCUAUAAUAAAGUCACCCAGAAGGCAGAAUUCAUCAUCAAGAUUUCAUCAUAUGGUGGAACGAAUCCAUAUAGAAAGAACUCCAGCAUUUCAUGAGGUUCCACCACAUUUAAGAAUAGACUUAUUUAUAAGAAAGUUACAACAGUGCAAAGUUAUCUGUGAUUUUUCAGAACCUUUGGCUGAAUUGGAGGAGAAAGAACUUAAAAGGCAAACUUUGCAAGAGCUAUCAAAUUAUGUAGCAAGCAAUAGAGGUGUCAUCAUAUCAGAAAGUUUAUACCCGGAAGUUUUGAAAAUGGUUGCACUCAAUUUGUUCCGUACUAUUCCACCACAAGUAAACCCAUCAGGCGAUGCCUUUGAUCCAGAGGAGGAUGAACCAGUCCUAGAACCAGCAUGGCCGCAUUUGCAAAUUGUAUACGAAUUUUUUUUAAGAUUUUUAGAAUCACCUGAUUUUAACAUUGGUUAUGCCAAAAAGUAUGUCGAUCAGACAUUUAUUUUUCAGUUAUUAGAGCUAUUCGACAGUGAGGAUCCUAGAGAGAGAGAUUUUCUAAAAACAACCUUACAUCGAAUCUAUGGUAAAUUUGUCAACUUGCGUGCCUACAUCCGCCGUUCCAUCAACAACAUAUUCUUCCAAUUCAUUUACGAAACUGAACGGCACAACGGCAUUGCAGAAUUAUUAGAGGUCCUCGGAAGCAUUAUUAAUGGAUUUGCUUUGCCUUUAAAGGAAGAGCACAAAAUAUUCUUUAGCAAAGUACUUAUACCACUGCACAAAGUCAAAUACUUGGCUCUUUAUCAUCCACAAUUAGCCUAUUGUAUUGUGCAGUUUUUGGAUAAAGAUCACACGUUAUCGCAAGAAGUGAUUGGCGGCUUGUUAAAAUAUUGGCCUAAAGUCAACAGUCCGAAAGAGGUGAUGUUUUUGAAUGAAUUAGAGGAAGUACUGGACGUUAUAGAUCCCGUUGCAUUUCAACAAUGUAUGGUUCCCUUGUUCGUCAGACUUGGUCAGUGUGUCUCAAGUGAACAUUUCCAAGUAGCCGAGAGAGCUCUUUAUUUUUGGAACAACGAAUACUUCAUUACCUUACUAUCACAGAAUAUGAACGUCCUUAUGCCCAUCAUUUUCCCCAUACUUUAUCAAACAUCCAAAACGCAUUGGAAUAGGACUAUUCUAGGACUGAUUUUUAACGCACUAAAACUAUGUAUGAAUUUGAAUCCACAGUUAUUCGACCAAUGUGUGAAUCAGUAUAAACACCAGAAGCAAAAUGAACGAAAGCGACAAAGAGAGCGCGAAGAGAAUUGGAAAAUUUUACAGCGUAAAGUUUCAGGCACAACUUCACUCACUAUCACAGCGCUUAAUGAUGGCAACAAUAACAUGUAUUAUGCCACUAAAAGCCUUUCAUCUGAUCCUUGUUCUGCUGCAUUUCAAAACGAUGGCACAGUUGAAACUGCCGAUAAAAUUCUUAAUGAAUCUGAGAGUAAUAGCAUCAAAGAGGAAACUGAAGGGAUUCCACACAACGGUGUACCAGCGUCCACUGAUGAACACACAGUACAUUUAGAAGAACAACAUGAUAUUUUAGACACGGAUAUGCAAAACUUUGAGCCCAAUAUAGGACAAUUUCGACAGUUUAGACGCAAGUCUAUUAUACCCGUUGAUGAAACUGUCAUAACAGAAUUAUCUCGCCAUGUCAGCCUCGAUGAAGUCAUGAAUCAGACUCCAAGUGCAGACACAUCUUCAUCCUCCCCCAUUACCCUAGCGAAUAGUUCGCCAUCUUACGACAACGGCGAGAGUAACAAUGCGUAG